Molecule: messenger RNA, 5695 nt
Organism: Bubalus bubalis (water buffalo)
Lineage: Eukaryota; Metazoa; Chordata; Mammalia; Artiodactyla; Bovidae
Gene: PTPN3
Product: protein tyrosine phosphatase non-receptor type 3
Exons: 28
Coding region: 1176-4355 (1059 amino acids)
Biological process (GO): protein dephosphorylation
Cellular component (GO): cytoskeleton; cytoplasmic side of plasma membrane; cytoplasm
Molecular function (GO): cytoskeletal protein binding; protein tyrosine phosphatase activity
Source: RefSeq, a predicted model, not a curated record
CCUGAAUAUGCAUUGGAAGGACUGAUGCUGAAGCUGAAACUCCAAUACUUUGGCCACCUGAUGCGAAGAACUGAGUCAGUUCUCCAUCCUCCAUGCCCUUGUCUAGGGCAUGUGGUCAUGCCCCGGACAAGGCUCCCGCACUCCCCACCCCCGCAGCCAGUGGUUCACAGCUGUCUUCAAAGACUCUGAUGCUGGGAAAGAUUGAGGGCAGGAGGAGAAGGGGACGACAGAGGAUGAGAUGGUUGGGUGGCAUCACUGACUCGAUGGACGUGAGUCUGAGUGAACUCCGGGAGUUGGUGAUGGACAGGGAGGCCUGGUGUGCUGCCAUUCAUGGGCUCGCAGAGUCGGACACGACUGAGCGACUGAACUGAAUGGCACAUGGGUAACAGUGAUGCCGCCAGUCCGGACACCACACCGUGAGCAGCCCUACUCAGGAGUGUGGUGCGAGGCGGCCAGGCGAGGACAAGAGGAUGUGGAAGAUGCUGAACAAGAACAGCUGUGUGGCUUUCUACCCAGCCUCGUGGAGCAGGUGCACCCAGGUGUCUGGGGUCUGGAGGGCGAGAUGGGAAUCAGCUUUUGAGUGAUGGACAACAGGCAGCAGGGGUCCCUGCUGACUUUGAGGGAAGUGUUGGGUGACUUGAUUGUGCUAUUUGAUACUCCAUCCUUCAAGGUCUAGUUUUGCCAUGAGAAUCCCCCUAAAAGCUGUUUGCUUUGGUCCCAAGCUGAGCUGUGGUCAUGCCCUGGACAAGGCUCCCCCUCUCCCCACCCCCGCAGCCAGUGGUUCACGGCUGUCUUCACAGACGUACUUCCCACCCUGGAAGGAGAUUAUUGGAUUAUUCAUGCAUCUCUCUGAUUAGCCUCUCAGUUCCCCGAGAGCAGGGCCCUGAGACAGCCUCUUACUCGUCUCAGCCCCGGCACCUGCCGUGGAGCCAGGCUGCAGGCGGGCCUCAUUAAACGCCUGCGAGGUCAUCAGCAGCCGAGCGCAGAGUGUUCACGCAGGAGGAACAAAGCCCUCUGACCCAAAGAACCGGAGAACCAAGCCCCUGUGCGAGGGGCCCGGGAGAUCAAGCGUUGGUGUCAGGGAGAAGGUGGGAGAACGUGGCGUCAGGAGCCGGCAGGACCUCAACUGAAAAUGCGGGGACCGCUUUAGCAGCUAAGACAGGGACACGGGAAGGAUGAGCGCCGGGGGCGUGGGUUUGGGCAUCAGCUGUGAGAAUUGGGCUCUUGAGUUUUCUGGAGCGCUGGAGGCUUCAACGGUGAGGAUGGGAAUUUCAGCCAAGAAACAGCUGUUUGGUCUGGGAUCCCAGAAGCGGACCUGCUUUUCUGCUUCCUGCAGGGGAGGGCAAGAUUUCUGCAGAUCAAGAAUUGAGAAAUGUCUCUCCAGCCACCGGUGUGCCAUUAGCUGCACUAAUUUCCCGUCCUCACUCGUGGUGCCCAAGUGUUCCAGCUGCUCCUCGCUGUGGCCAGCCCUUGGUUUUGUCCGAUUCCCUGGCAGCCGUUCUGGUUAUUCAGCGAUAGUUAUGACCUCCCGGUUACGUGCGUUGGGUGGAAGAAUUAAUAACAUACGCACCUCAGAAUUACCCAAAGAAAAAACUCGAUCAGAAGUCAUCUGUAGCGUCCGCUUUUUAGAUGGCUUGGUACAGACCUUUAAAGUUAACAAACAAGAUACCGGUCAAGUUCUCCUGGACAUGGCUUACAACCACUUGGGUGUGACUGAGAAGGAGUAUUUCGGUUUACAGCAUGGUGAUGACUCGCUGGACUCUCCUAGAUGGCUUGAAGCAAGCAAACCCAUCAGGAAGCAGUUAAAAGGAGGUUUCCCCUGUACCCUGCAUUUUCGAGUAAGAUUUUUUAUACCUGAUCCCAACACACUGCAGCAAGAACAAACCAGGCAUUUGUAUUUCUUACAACUGAAGAUGGAUAUUUGUGAAGGAAGGUUAACCUGCCCUCUUAACUCAGCUGUGGUUCUAGCAUCCUAUGCAGUACAAUCUCAUUUUGGAGACUACGAUUCUUCCGUUCAUCUUCCGGGCUAUCUCUCUGAUAGUCAGUUCAUACCGGAUCAGAACGAGGACUUCUUAGCAAAGGUGGAGUCGCUACAUGAGCAGCACAGUGGGCUAAAGCAAUCAGAAGCAGAAUCUUGCUUUAUCAACAUAGCUCGGACCCUCGACUUCUAUGGAGUGGAGCUGCACAGUGGUAGGGAUCUGCACAAUUUAGAUCUAAUGAUUGGAAUUGCUUCUGCGGGCAUCGCUGUGUACCGAAAAUAUAUUUGCACAAGUUUCUAUCCUUGGGUGAACAUUCUAAAAAUUUCUUUCAAAAGGAAAAAAUUCUUUAUACAUCAGCGACAAAAACAGACGGAAUCCAGGGAGCAUAUAGUGGCCUUCAACAUGUUAAAUUACCGAUCUUGCAAAAACUUGUGGAAGUCCUGUGUCGAGCACCAUACAUUCUUCCAGGCAAAGAAGCUGCUACCUCAGGAAAAGAAUGUUCUGUCUCAAUACUGGUCUCUGGGCUCCAGGAACCCCAAAAAGUCUGUAAAUAACCAGUAUUGCAAAAAGGUGAUUGGAGGGAUGGUGUGGAACCCAGCCAUGCAGAGAUCUUUAUCGGUGGAACAUUUAGAAACCAAGAGUCUACCGUCCCGGUCUCCUCCUAUUACUCCCAACUGGCGAAGUCCUCGGCUCCGGCACGAGAUCCGAAAGCCACGGCACUCUUCUGCAGACAACCUUGCCAACGAGAUGACAUACAUCACUGAGACGGAAGAUGUGUUCUAUACCUACAAGGGCUCCCUGUCCCCUAAAGACAGUGAUUCCGAGGUCUCUCAGAACCGAAGCCCGCACCGAGAAGAAAUGAACUCUGUCCUGGCUUUUGUUUCCGAUGCCUACUGCGUUUACGGUUCUGAAGCAUCGGCUUCUGAGGGCGAGCACCCGUUUGUCUGCCGGAGUAUAUCCGAGAACAGCCCAGCACAAAGCUGCCUGACCCAGAAGUCAUCCAGUUCUGUGUCUCCAUCUUCAAAUGCUCCAGGCUCCUGCUCCCCAGAUGGCGUCGACCAGCAGUUCCUAGAGGACUUCCACAGGGUGACCAAAGGGGGCUCUGCCGAGGACUCCAGCCAGUACUACUGUGACAAGAACGAUGGUGAUGGCUACUUAGUCUUGAUCCGCAUCACACCGGAUGAAGAUGGGAAAUUUGGAUUUAAUCUAAAGGGAGGAGUAGAUCAAAAGAUGCCUCUCGUGGUGUCAAGGAUAAACCCAGAGUCACCCGCAGACACCUGCAUUCCUAAGCUGAACGAAGGGGAUCAAAUCGUGCUAAUCAACGGCCGGGACAUCUCAGAACACACCCAUGACCAAGUGGUGAUGUUCAUCAAAGCCAGCCGGGAGUCGCACACGCGGGAGCUGGCCCUGGUGAUCAGGAGGAAAGCCGUCCAUUCGUUUGCCGAUAUCAAAUCUGAAGAUGAACUGAACCAGCUCUUCCCAGAGGCCAUCUUCCCCGUGUGUCCGGAGGGGGGGGACACGCUGGAGGGGUCCAUGGAGCAGCUAAAGAAGGGCCUCGAAAGCGGGACGGUGCUGAUCCAGUUUGAGCAACUCUAUAGAAAGAAGCCCGGUUUGGCCAUCACGUUUGCAAAGCUGCCUCAAAAUCUAGACAAAAACCGAUAUAAAGAUGUACUGCCUUAUGACACCACCCGGGUAUUGUUGCAGGGAAACGAAGAUUACAUUAAUGCGAGUUACGUGAACAUGGAAAUUCCUGCUGCUCACCUUGUGAACAAGUACAUUGCCGCUCAGGGACCCCUGCCACAUACCUGUGCGCAGUUCUGGCAAGUGGUCUGGGACCAGAAGUUAUCACUCAUCGUCAUGUUGACGACUCUCACCGAGCGAGGCCGGACCAAAUGUCACCAGUACUGGCCCGAUCCCCCCGACGUCAUGGAACACGGCAGCUUUCACAUCCGCUGUCAGUCAGAGGACUGCACCAUCGCGUACGUGUUCCGGGAAAUGCUGGUCACCAACACCGAGACCAGGGAGGAACACACAGUGACCCAUCUCCAGUACGUGGCCUGGCCAGACCACGGCGUCCCUGAUGACUCCUCAGACUUUCUGGAAUUUGUGAACUACGUGCGGUCCCUGAGAGUGGACGGUGAGCCUGUCCUGGUUCACUGCAGUGCUGGGAUAGGUCGAACAGGUGUGUUGGUCACCAUGGAAACAGCCAUGUGCAUGAUCGAGAGGAACCUGCCCGUUUACCCACUGGAUAUUGUUCGGAAAAUGCGAGACCAGCGCGCCAUGAUGGUGCAGACAUCAAGCCAGUACAAGUUUGUGUGUGAAGCAAUUCUUCGCGUUUAUGAAGAAGGCUUAGUCCAGAUGCUGGACCCCAGUUAAGACUGCUGUGAAGACGUUCAUUCCUCUUUCCCCGGGGCAUCCUCCUUCUCUCUGGAGGCGGCAAGAGGAACCUGUAGGCUGUGGGAAAGGACUGAGCACAUUUGACCCAGGCACUUUAAAUUUCUAUUAAAAAAAAAGGUAUCGUGUACAUAAGAACUGUGUAGAUAACGCAUGCGGUUAUAGCAUCAUGCAGGCCCGCGCCUGCUCUGGAGAGAACUAAGCGGAAGGGGAGCUCAGUCUGGGGCCUGUCCUAAUGCCUUCCUCUCUCUCCAUCUCCAUAUUCCUGUAAACCAUCCUUGGGCAGUUGGGAGAGGACACCAGCCAUGCUGUGGGCCUCCCAGAAGCGAGAUGGUGUGGCUGUUCAGAGUUACUUGGAUGCGUUGUGUGUCUAGGACUAAGAGCUGAGCUUUCCGUGGGUCUGGGCGGAGCUGAAACAGUGUUCACCAGCCCCAGUGAUGCUCGGGGGACCCCAUGAAAGUACUGAGUGGCAGGGGAUGGGGUGCCAGGCAGAGGACGAGCAGUGCCUUUGUACCCUUGUGCCCUCCCUUCCUUUGUCCAGUCUCCCUGCCACGUCUGCCAUUGGCGUUUCUGAGAAUCGUGUCCACGUGCCCUGCCUCCUCCCUGCAUUAGUGACCCUCCUCAGGUUCCCACCAGUGCCUGAACCGGACGAGCAGUGCAGGUUUCAGGUGAGUCUUCAGCUGAGAGCCUGAGAGUGAGGACUCCCGGUGUCGCCCCGCGUGUUAGCUUUCGGAGCAGGCGCCUCUUGUGCCCGCCUCCCUCCUGCUGCACACCCAGCGCCCAGGACUGGAAUCAUCCACUACUGAAUCUAAUACAUGGAUUGCUGCUACUUCGAGCUAUUACACUUGAACCAUUACGAUUUUCCUGAGGGGAGAUGGGAUGUCAUCUAAGUAUUCAGAAUCUUUGGCCCUUCUGAGGAAAGAUCUAGACGUUGAACCAUGGGAAACCCAGCUUCGAGAGGGUUGCCUAUGGAUGUGUAUGUGUGUGUUGUGUUGUGUGUGUGUGCCCACAGGUGAGUGUCUCUCAGGAUUCCUAACUUGAUUCAAAUUACAGUUGAGUUUAUAUAAAUGAGUCUCUGUAUAGAAGAACAAACGUGUGCAUUCACUCUUAGUCACAAUGGUCUCCGUUUCAUUUCAAAGGAGAGGAUCAGACUAUCUGAAUAUAAACACAAUUUGAUGUUAAUUUAUUCUAAGUACACCAAGAUUUUGAUUGUCCUAAGGAAUUCUGCCUUUGUUAAUACUGUGUUAAUUUUUUUUUUUUAAUUUGUGCCAGGAUUGUAGCAAAUUAUUAUUUAAGGAAAAUAAAUUACGUGAAAAUUCGAA